This is a messenger RNA of Erythranthe guttata (spotted monkey flower), 1511 nucleotides long. RefSeq names its product hydroxyproline-rich glycoprotein family protein (gene ESP1). The record is from RefSeq and is a predicted model, not a curated record. Lineage: Eukaryota; Viridiplantae; Streptophyta; Magnoliopsida; Lamiales; Phrymaceae. Gene Ontology annotation, biological process: mRNA 3'-end processing.
CAUACGCACUGCGUUGCUCUCUGAAAUCAUAUUUUGGGGGUGGGUUUGUGGAGAAAAGAAUGGCGGGAAAGCAAGUCUCCGGCGACGGAUUACCGCCGAACAUCGCCGGCAUGUCAAAAAAUCAGCUCUACGACAUUAUGUCUCAGAUGAAGACAUUGAUAGAGCAGAACAAGCAACAAGCGAGGCAAAUUCUUAUUCAAAAUCCAGCUUUGACUAGAGCCCUUUUCCAGGCACAAAUUAUGCUUGGAAUGGUUCAGCCCCCACAAGCAGCACCGUCACCCGCAAUCCCACAGCCAUCAGCCAUACCGAAGCAGCAGCCCGAUAUUCAGACCACAUCAUCAUUUCCAGGUCAAAUUGCUCAGAACCAGAUAAGAAAGCAGCAAACAAAUCAGCCUACAGUAUCAAACUCUCAGUCUCAACUUACUCCUCCCCCAAACUCCCAACCUCCAUCCAAGCCAUCACAUCUCUCACAACCAAUACAGCAACCUAAGGGGCAUAUUGGUCCGCAACAAUCAGCACCGAUGUCGUUACCUCAGUUGUCUCAAGUCCCAGGUUUGAAUCAAUUGCCACAGCAUACUUCUUCACAGCACCAGCCCACUAUACCUUCACUGCCCUCACAGUUACAGCAGCCCUCACUUCAUCAGCCCCCGAUACAAUCACAGCCGCCUUUACAGAGCAGUGGCGGUCAAUAUUUGCCCGUACAGCAGCCACUACAGCCGCCUCUGCCGCCACAACCAAGACCGCAGGCACAGGGGUUCCCUCACCAGGGUCAUGCUCAAAUGGGACAGGGUUUUGGUUUUCAACACCCUGCUGGACCACAGAUGCACCAUUCACAACAUAUGUUUCAUUCAGGUGGAAAGCCGCCUACUGGUGUGGGGCCUUCAUUUCAGCAGGGGCAGGGGCAGGGGCAGCUACCACCUCAAAAUCAGCUUUUGCCCCCAUCGCUUUAUCAGGGCCAGGCAGGAAAUCCUCACAUGGGAAUGGAUUACAAUCAAGGUGGAAGCUCCAAGCAAACAGAUAGAGGAUCCAAUUGGAUGCCUGAAAGUACAGCUGGCCAGUUUCAAGGACAACCACCAUCCUUUGGUGGUCAGGCGGGACCCAGCAGCCAGCCUCCUAGACCACCGCCGUUGACUCCUGAAUUGGAACAGGCACUACUGCAGCAAGUUAUGAGCCUCACUCCCGACCAGAUCAAUAAGCUCCCCACUGAACAAAGAAAUCAAAUUCUUCAAUUACGGCAAAUGCUCCGGCAGUGAAAAGUGUGCUGUAGAUGCAUUUAUUCCUAUUUUCGGUGUUCGCAUCUCUUCGAAAAGAAAAAAAAAAUGCCGCCUCUUCACAUGCCAUAGUGGACAGCUUCUGAAAAGAACACCGCCGCGUAUUCUGUGAUAUUUCUUCCGUUUGAACUACCAACGAUGUGCCUUUGAAUUACCGAACUAUGUAGCUCUCAUUUGAUAUACACUUCGAUUCGCUUUUUUUUUUUUAAACCUAAAUGAAAGUAAUCAUAUUUAUGUUUU